CUCUGCACUUCCUGCCACUGCAGGCCUCUCCGAGAACAGAGGCCAGGCCAUGACUCACUGGCUUCCUGCAUACUGAGGAUGGCCCAGACGGAGGACGAGGCACCUGAGGUCCCCACAGAUGGGGAGAGGUGAGGGCUAAUGGGGCUGAGGCUGCACUCUCCUUCCCCUACAUCCAGAAACCCUUUCCAUCCAACACCUCCCUCACUACAGAACCCUGAACUGCUGUCUGAGCCUCUGCCUUGCCCCUUCCUGUACCUUUGACCUCACCUCCAUGUCCCACUGCCCACCUCUGACCCCUGACCCCCUGGACACUGUCCAUCCCAGGCUGGUCCCAUCACAGGUGGACAAAGCAGACAGGACCCCUCUAGGGGUCCUGAGCGCCCUAGAGCCACUUCUUCGCCUGCAGAGAACAUGGGGGGUGUGGCAUGUGCCAGAGCUGGAUACCCAGGACGCAGAAGCCCUCGUGGGGCUGUGGCCACUGGGGAGUUUCUUGGUCACAGGACGUGACCCCAGCCAGGUCCUGGUGUUGAGGACAGGACCUUUACCAGGAGGAGUCAACACCUACCAGAUCCAGAAGAUUCCCGGAGGUGUGACCCUGGAAUCCUCCAACCUCUGCAUGCCAGACCUGCCCCAUCUCCUGGCCUUUCUAUCAGCCAGCAGGGAUGUUCUGCCCAGAACCCUGCUCUUGCCCCCUCCCACUCUAGGGCCUGGAGAUGAACACAAAGAUCCUCUGCAGAUCGGCAGCAUCCAACAAGACACCCCAGGGAAGGUGCUUUCCAUUAUUAACCAACUCUACCUGGAGACCCACAGAGGCUGGGGGAAGGAGCAGACCCCCCAAGAAAUAGAGCCAGAGGCUGCCCAGAGAUAUGAUCCAGCCCCCAGGAACCCUGCGCCUCAUGGAGUCUCCUGGGUGAAAGGCCCGCUCAGCCCAGAAGUGGGCCAUCCUGGGCCGGCUCUUGCCAGCCUCCUGGAGGAGGAGGAGGAAGACCCUGAAGGAAGGGAGGAAGAAAGGGAGGACGACCCUGAAGAGGAAGGCCCUGAGGACAUACUCACCAUUCACAUCCAAGCUCUGGUCAGGGCUCGGAGCAGCUACGUGGCCAGGAAGUACCGAAGUCUUCGGUUGCGCAUCACCUCGGAUUCUGGGGGUCCCCACAGGCCUGGGGACCCAGCCACGGAGCUGCUUCAGGAUGUGCGGCAGCUCCUUAUUGACCUUCAGGAUCACCUGGCAAAGGACCCCUACAUCCAAGCUGUCUCUGGGAGCAAGGGUCCUGGGGUCUCCAAGAAGGAUGAAGAUCCAGGCCCUGUGCUGGAGACGGCCGUGUGCCAGGCGGUGCUGGAGCCCCUGAAACCGGCCCUGUGGACGCGACUCCGCACGCUCCGAGCGCCGGAGCUGCGGCGGCUGCGGAGGCGACAAACAGCCCUGCGGGCGGGGGCGGGGCCUAUGGGCGCACAGGGGGCGGGGCCCGAGGGUCAGGGCCCCGCCCCCGCCUUGCGGAGCCGCAUCCACGCGCGCCUUGCGCACCUCCACGCCGCCUGCGCCCCGCGCCGCAAGGUGGCGCUCCUGUUGGAGGUGUGCAAAGAUGUCUACGAGGGCCUGGCUCAGGGCGAGAACCAAGAUCCCCUGGGGGCCGACGCCUUCCUGCCGGCGCUGACCGAGGAACUCAUCUGGAGCCCGGCCAUUGGGGAGACGCAGCUGGACGUGGAGUUUCUUAUGGAGCUCUUGGAUCCAGACGAACUGCGGGGAGAGGCCGGGUACUACCUGACCACGUGGUUUGGGGCGCUGCACCACAUUGCCCACUACCAGCCCGAAACGGACCGCGCGCCCCGGGGGCUCAGCUCCGAGGCCCGCGCCUCCCUGCACCAGUGGCACCGCAGGCGGACGCUGCAUAGAAAGGAACAUCCCAGAGCCCAGGCCAACCUCCCCUUUAAGGAGCCGUGGGCAGAAGAGACUGUGCCAGGGACCAAUCACGAUUAGGGGUUCCACACCCCUCCUCACGCCCCGCCGUUCACGCCUGUAAUCCCAACACUUUGGGAGGCCAAGGUGGGAGGAUUGCUUGAGCCCAGGAGUUUGAGACCGGCCUGGGCAAAAUAGUGGGACACUGACUCUACCAAAAAAAUAAAGAAAAAUUAACCAGGCUUGGUGGCACACUCCUGUGCUUUGCAGUUUUAGAGAGGGGUGUCAGAGAAAGCCUCAUUGAGGUAACAUCUGCAGAAAGGCCUGAAGGAAGGAAGGGGAAGAGCAGUGAUAUUAGGAAGAGCAUUCCAGGAAGCAGGAUGAGCCAGUGCAAAGGCCCAGAGGUAGGCUGUUCCCUUUUCCUGGAACCCCUCCCUCCUCCUUGAUGCUCGUAAACCACAUGGGUUAGGAGUCUGGACUGACCCAGGUGCGCCUGGCAUCUUGCUUGAGGAACAGGUGUGUUUUGUUUUGUUUUUGAAAGAAGGUCCCGGCUGGGUGCGGUGGCUCACACCUGUAAUCCCAGCACUUCGGGAGGCCGAGGCGGGCAGAUUACGAA
Messenger RNA from Cebus imitator (Panamanian white-faced capuchin), 2510 nucleotides. It is a transcript of the gene RINL, whose product is annotated as Ras and Rab interactor like. The record is from RefSeq and is a predicted model, not a curated record. The coding region runs from base 272 to 1975 and encodes 567 amino acids. The transcript is spliced from 11 exons. Lineage: Eukaryota; Metazoa; Chordata; Mammalia; Primates; Cebidae. Gene Ontology annotation, cellular component: endocytic vesicle; cytosol. Gene Ontology annotation, biological process: vesicle-mediated transport. Gene Ontology annotation, molecular function: small GTPase binding; guanyl-nucleotide exchange factor activity.